UCUCUUCUAUGCUCUAUGAUCCUAGCGCGAUAUAAAAUCUAUCGAACGGCAAUAUUGUAAUCGAUCUUGAAUCGUCGAACGGCCGGCGAUACAUCGAAACGGCCGUAACGAUUAUUUUUGUGAGGUUAUGAGAUAACCACGUUAAGAUGUUUAAACAAAUUCUCCGAUCCGGGUGUAACUUAAAUCAGAUUUUACCGGCUACUUCGAAAAAGACUGCCGCAAUAUGUCCCAAUGUGAUCCAGCAUCGAGACACCCGGACGUUCUGUACCGCCACGGCUACGGGAAAAUGGGAUUUGUACAGCGCUGUCUGUUUAGAACGUCAUCCGGUUAUAACGCAGCCAAUGCAAGAGAUAGAGCAGAAGUUUCACGAUCUGUUAAAGAAAAUUGAAUAUGAAAACAGUCUCAAGUCCGAUUAUGAAUUAAAGAAGAUAAAAGAGGAGAGACAGAAAAAGUCAGGCGACAAGGACAGCGCGGAUAUUUUAGUGCAAACUGCACAGGAUCUUGAGGACAGUUUUCAGGAGGAAUUGAACAGUUUCAAAUUUGCACCAACCAUUACGAAAUUUGACGAACAAAACGUAACGUCGACUUUAAAACGUAGAUUGGACAAAAAUUUGCUGUUGCUGGUGCAACAAAAAGUAGGCGAUUCACAUUUUUGGAUACCUCCCCAAGGUAUUCGAAGGGAAGGGGAGACCAUGAGACAAACUGCGGAGAGAGUAUUGCAUGAUACAUGUGGUGCAAAAAUGACGGUGAAGUUUUAUGGAAAUGCACCUAUCGGAUUCUACAAAUACAAGUAUCCCAAAAAGCUUAUCGAGCAGGGAAGUCACGGCGCUAAAAUAUUUUAUUUCUUAGCGAAACAUAUGGACGGGGAUGUCACUAAUGGCGUAAAGUAUCAGUGGUUAGAUCACGAAGAAUCAGAAAAAGUAUUACCUAGUGGAGUGCAACAGUGUAUUUCACAAUUUAUGUUAUUCACUUAAAAAAAUAUUAAAAUAUUGCCUCGUCCUUCUUCACUUCUUAUUGUCGAUAUCUUGUCUAUUGCUAUCAUAAUAUUAACAUUAUAAAGUACUCCUAAUAUCCUUUUCAAUUAAAGGAACAUAUUUCCUUUCACGCAAAUAUUUGACGUACAGUCACAAUUAUUAAAUUUUAUUUUUUAUAUUCUUUA
Molecule: messenger RNA, 1159 nt
Organism: Vollenhovia emeryi
Lineage: Eukaryota; Metazoa; Arthropoda; Insecta; Hymenoptera; Formicidae
Gene: mRpL46
Product: 39S ribosomal protein L46, mitochondrial
Exons: 4
Coding region: 147-974 (275 amino acids)
Cellular component (GO): mitochondrial large ribosomal subunit
Molecular function (GO): structural constituent of ribosome
Source: RefSeq, a predicted model, not a curated record